Messenger RNA from Thlaspi arvense, 720 nucleotides. NCBI's taxonomy places the organism in Eukaryota, Viridiplantae, Streptophyta, Magnoliopsida, Brassicales, Brassicaceae. The record is from the annotation of a GenBank genome assembly.
GUUUGGUUUUGGACUUUGACCUUCUUCUCUCUGGUUUGUACUUUCAACUUGGGGCGAAACUCCAAAAGAGGAGAAGACCGUCGUAGCUCUCCGAUGGCGACCAGAGGAAUCGUUUCCGUUUCGCGGAUUUUGACGGUGGUGUUGUUUUUGUUGACGGUUAAUUACGGCGAAGCUAUAUGGCUGACGAUUCCGGCGUCGGGAGGGACGAAGUGCAUCUCUGAGGAGAUACAGAGCAACGUUGUCGUCUUGGCUGAUUACUAUGUCGUCGAUGAGCAUAAUCCUGAAAACACUCCGGCUAUUAAUUCCAAGGUAACGUCUCCUUAUGGGAACGAUCUUCACCACCAAGAAAAUGUAACGCAUGGUCAGUUUGCGUUCACAACUCAAGAAGCCGGGAACUACUUGGCUUGCUUCUGGAUCGAUUCGAGUCAUCCGCAAUCCAAUCCACUAACCCUUGGGAUUGAUUGGAAGAUUGGUAUCGCAGCCAAAGAUUGGGACUCUGGUGUUGAGCUUCAGAUGAGGAGGCUUGACGGUUUAGUGCAGGCGAUUCGUGAGAACAUAGACUAUAUAAGGAACAGGGAAGCUGAGAUGCGUGAAGUGAGUGAAGCAACCAACUCAAGAGUGGCUUGGUACAGUAUCAUGUCACUUGGGGUUUGCCUUUUGGUUGCUGGUACACAGAUAUGGUACCUGAAGCGAUAUUUUCACAAGAAGAAACUCAUCUAA